Messenger RNA from Drosophila hydei, 1867 nucleotides. Its product is annotated as pre-mRNA-splicing factor 38B. The coding region runs from base 155 to 1465 and encodes 436 amino acids. Lineage: Eukaryota; Metazoa; Arthropoda; Insecta; Diptera; Drosophilidae. Gene Ontology annotation, cellular component: precatalytic spliceosome. The record is from RefSeq and is a predicted model, not a curated record. The transcript is spliced from 6 exons.
ACUUGCCUGCCUAACAUCCCUAAUCUCGCUGACCGACACUCAUUGGCAUUUUCACUGUACGCAAACGUUUGCAAAUUGCGAUUGCUCGGCCAAAAAGUCACUUAAAUGUGCAAAAUUAAUGCACAAUUCAAACAGUAAAAACUGAAGUGGAGUCAUGGACGAAGAAUAUUCAACGGCGUCUUCGGCCGGUGGCGGCGGCGGUAAAAAGGCCGGUGUUGGCAAACAGCAUAACACGCUUCCAUUAUGGGGCAAUGAGACAUCCAUGAACCUCAAUCCCCUAAUUUUGGCUAACAUACAAAGUUCCAGCUACUUCAAAGUGCAUCUAUUCAAGCUGAAAACGUACCAUGAGGUCGUCGACGAGAUCUACUACCAAGUUAAGCACAUGGAGCCCUGGGAGCGAGGCUCGCGCAAAACCUCCGGCCAGACGGGCAUGUGCGGCGGUGUACGCGGUGUUGGCGCCGGCGGCAUCGUAUCCACCGCCUACUGUCUGCUCUACAAGCUUUACACGCUGCGUCUGACCCGCAAACAAGUGAAUGGACUACUCAACCAUACAGACUCAGCCUACAUUCGGGCACUAGGUUUUAUGUACUUACGGUAUACGCAGCCGCCAGGAGAUUUGUAUGACUGGUACGAGGACUAUCUGCAGGACGAAGAGGAGAUCGAUGUCAAAGCGGGCGGCGGCCAGGUGUUAACUAUUGGCCAGAUGGUGUAUCAGUUCAUGACCAAGUUGGACUGGUUCUCCACGCUCUUUCCGCGCAUACCCGUGCCCAUACAGAAGCAGAUUGAGAAGAGGAUUGAACAAUAUUGCCGGGAGCAGGGCAUGACGAUCAACCAGCUGAGCACGGGACGAGGCAACGCUGUGGCAGCAGCUGCGCCAGGCUCUACCGCAGCCGUUGCCACGGGCUGUGAUGACUAUGACGGCGGAAGCGGCAGCGGAAGUGGGCGUGGACAUGCUGUGGCACGUUCCGGUGUAGGAGGCGGAGGUGCCUACCCGCCGGUCAACUAUCGUAAUGAUCAUGACGAUCGCGACUAUUAUGCAACGCAAGCAUCUGGCUCUUCGUAUGGACGCAGUCGUUGCUACGAGGACUACCCACCGCCGGCGCCAGCGUCGUCGAUGCUUCCGUAUGGAAAUUCCGAGCGGGAAAAGGACUAUGGUGACCGUGGCGAACGUGGUGAUCGAGUCGAGCGUCGUCGCAGCAGCAAGCACAAGAAAAAGCACAAGCACAGGCAAAACUCGCGCAGUCGCAGCCGCAGCAAGAGUCGCAGCGCCAGCCGUGCCCGUCAUCGCCACGAUCGGAAACGCGAGGAGCGUGGCACCCGGCAUCGGUACAACGAUCACCCCGAUGAACGGGAGAAGGACAAGGAUAGAGAGCGAGAGCGGGAUAGAGAUAGAGACAGGGACAGAGAAAGGGAGCGCGAUCGUGACCGUGAGCGGGAACGGGAACGGGACCGACGCCAUCGUUGAAACUGACAAAGUUGUUUUUCUUUAGCAAACUGAAAAUUGUUUCUUUAUAUGUAGAACACUUGAUUUAUUAUAUGUAAUGACAUUUUUUUUCUAUAAUCCUACUCCUCCUUGUCCUUCUCCAUUUCAUUACGGUCCAGUUCAGUGCAAGUAUGCAACUCCAGCGCUUCGCAUUUAACUGGACUUUUACUCAGGUUAAAAACAAAUAUACACACACCCACAUCCACAUACACACAGACACACACACACACACACACACACACACAUACAAGCAUACAAGCAUGCAUACAGACAAGCAGCAUUAUGGCUAUAUUUUGUAAUUCAUAGCUCUUAACUUUUAACACUGAAUGUAAAUUUUUCAAGUUGUGUUUUUAAUGCAAAAUAAAAAGAUAACAUUUGUUUAAG